Messenger RNA from Anopheles stephensi (Asian malaria mosquito), 3859 nucleotides. RefSeq names its product tyrosine kinase receptor Cad96Ca (gene Cad96Ca). Gene Ontology annotation, cellular component: membrane; signaling receptor complex. The record is from RefSeq and is a predicted model, not a curated record. Lineage: Eukaryota; Metazoa; Arthropoda; Insecta; Diptera; Culicidae. The transcript is spliced from 5 exons. Gene Ontology annotation, molecular function: calcium ion binding; ATP binding; transmembrane receptor protein tyrosine kinase activity. Gene Ontology annotation, biological process: homophilic cell-cell adhesion; positive regulation of kinase activity; protein phosphorylation. Bases 1222 to 3402 code for a protein of 726 amino acids.
CCGACUUCGCGAUCGCUUCUCGUGUUCGCGGACGUGCGCAACUGCUCGGCCGGGUUUCAUUUCCAAGUUGGCAGCUUCCCGUGACGGGCCGCCGUUUCGACGCGCUUCAUUACGUACCCGGUUCGUGACUGUUUGUUAAGCUCACCAAUAUUCAUCAAACCACCGCAACCACACACCAUCGAUCGUUUAGGUGGUGCGUUUGCUGUUAAAAAAGGUUCAUAUUUAUAUUGCUAUAUUUCCCAUCACAGGCAACUCGUUUUGGGCACGUGCAAAAGAUGGGUGGGAGUUGUUGCUGGAUCUGGUGUUUAAGAACGUGAGUGGAAAGAAUUGUGUGCGUGUGUGUGUGUGUGUUGAUCGUAUCGUGUGGCAGGCUGCUUGCUGCGCAAAACAAUAGUGAGAGCAAUAGUAAUCGAUGGCCAUGGAUGGCUCCUAUAGUGAUUUUGUGCUAAUUGGGAUGGUGUGAAGUGAGCUGAAAAUUUCCCAUGCAAAGAAUGUUUUCAGGGGUGAUAGUGAUAGUGUUGUGGUGCGAAAAAAGAAAAUUCGCCUGUGAAAACCGACCCAUUCCACCCGUGCAUCGUAGCUCGAUCGACGUCAUGAGUAAACUCAACCAGUACACCAGUGACCUGCCAUCAAAUCGACUCCAUAACAGUGGUGACAAAAUGUGACGCUAUCAACAUCGAAUCUAAGUGCUGUUAGUGAAUAGUGCUCAAACCGAUCUUGAAACGUAGAGACGAGUGUUUCGCUGGGAGCUCCCUAUCUCUCCCCAAAACGGCCGCCAAAACUCUGCGUUUGUACGAAAAUGUCGCCGAGCCCGGCCAACGACUAUGUAACCGAAAGUGAAACCGGACGGCACAAGAUAAUCGUCGCUGUGACAAGUUUUGAGAUAGUUACGUAAAGCGUGACAGGCGCACCACAGAUCGCCCAGAAACGAAGACUGGCAAGGAACUUCGAAAAACCCUGGCGCACACACACGCGCCUCCUGCCACUUCCGCACGGUGCGGAAGUAGAGGGCGAGAAAGAAAGUGUCAGUGAAGUGAACGGAAACGUCAAGCCAACAGAGGGAUAAGAAAGAAAGCCAACGAUUUGAAUCCGAACUCGAAACUGUUUUUUGCGGAUCGUACAACGGGUGGGGACUAAAUGACGGCGUGACUGGCAACGAAACCCAGGGAAGCAUCCAGGGACAAGGUGUUCCUGCCAGGAGCAACCAUUAACUUCGGAGCGAUGGCGUCAAAACGGCCCGAGCGCAUGACGUCAGCCGGUCUGAUCUACGUGCGCCACUGCCUGUUGGCGUUUGCAUGGAUGACGAUCGUGCUGCAGUAUCCCGGUGCAGAUUGCCAAGAUCUCAACACACCGCCCGUAAUCGUGGUGGAUCGUCACUGGCGGAUACCGGAAAAUACGACCGUCGGCACGCUUAUAACGCGCGUCAAGGCGGAAGACAACGAGGACGAUAAGCUAGAGUUUGGGCUGGACGCACUGGUCGCCGGCCAGGAGCAACCGUUCGAGAUCGAUCCGCACACCGGGUUCGUGUAUCUCAACCGCAGUGUCGAAGAUCGGGCCGGGCAGAACUUUUUUGUCUACGUCACGGUCAGCGACGGAAGCGUUACGUCCAAGAACGAGAUUUACGUAAACAUCCUGAGCAAGAAUGCAACCGGUGUGUACCGAACGCGCGGGUCUCAGUUUACGCCCAGCAUCGACAACAUACGGCAGAUUUUGCCACCCGGCAUCAAUCUGCCGGGCAUAAGCUCGAGGCCUCAGCCACUGCCCCUACCACCACUGCCGCCACAGUUCACCAGAAAACCUCCGACUGUUAGUGAUGAUGUGGCCGGCCCUACUACACCUUCGCCGCCAUCCACCAAACAGACCAAAACCUAUCCAGAUCGACCGAUCGAUGGUGGAAAUGGAACAACGGCGACAGAGUUCGUUCCGCCACCGCACACAGCUGGCACCAGCUCAAGAGCACCCGGUGAAACAAAGUUGUCUCCUAUUCCACGAGCCAACAGCACUAUCGCUGCUACCCAUCCAACAAACACCGUACCUGCAGGAAGUACCACCGCCAAGCCGAUAGUCACCGGCUCGACGGUGCCGGUACACGCGCACCCGCACGAGGAAACAACCACCGUGAAGAUAUUGCUCCCCGUCAUCAUUUCCGUCGCGAUCAUCUUCGUCACGGCGGGCCUGAUCGCGGUCUGCUUCUUCCGCAAGUACCUGUGCGCGCUCAGCAAAACGCUGAAAAAGAAGAACAAAAUCGAUAAAGCCAAAAAGUCAAACCAAAGCAACGCCAGUAGCAACAUCACCUCCACCGCUGAGGAUAGCCGUAACUCGAUCGGGCUAAGCCACUGGACGGGACCGAUGGCGUUCAGCAAUCGGUACACAUCGCCCUGGGAGCGGGACUCGUCGGCCGGUGGGCAUCUGCAGGCCACCUCCCAGCUGUCGGAAGAGUCGAACGGUUCGAUCGUGAAGGAUCGGUGGGAGUUUCCGCGCCACCGGUUGAAGGUGUUCAACAUACUCGGGGAAGGUGCAUUCGGGCAGGUUUGGCGCUGCGAAGCGACCGACAUUGAUGGGCACGAGGGUGUUUCGGUGACGGCGGUGAAAACCCUGAAGGAGAACGCUAGUGAGGCGGAACGGAACGAUUUGCUGUCGGAGCUGCAGGUGCUGAAAUCGCUGGAACCGCACAUCAACGUGGUACGGUUGCUGGGUUGCUGCACGGAGAAGGACCCAAUCUUCGUCAUACUGGAGUACGUCAACAUGGGCAAGCUGCAGACGUUCCUGAGGAACUCGCGCGUAGAGAAGCAUUAUGGAAAUACUCACGGAAAGUCGAAGAUUCUCACAUCCGGAGAUCUCACGUCCUUCAUGUACCAGGUCGCACGUGGCAUGGAUUUUCUCACCUCGCGUGGAAUUAUUCACCGCGAUCUCGCCGCCCGCAACAUUCUCAUUACGGAAGACCAUACGUGCAAGGUGGCAGACUUUGGCUUUGCGCGGGACAUCGUCACGUCGAAGGUGUACGAGCGGAAGAGUGAAGGACGGUUACCGAUUCGCUGGAUGGCUACCGAAUCGCUGUACGACAAUAUCUUCACCGUCAAGUCAGACAUCUGGAGCUUCGGCAUACUGAUGUGGGAGAUCGUCACGUUAGGCUCGACGCCCUAUCCGGGCAUCGCGGCCGCGGACGUGAUGCGCAAGGUUCGUGAUGGCUAUCGGCUCGAGAAGCCGGAACACUGCCGCCGGGAGCUGUACAACAUCAUGUUCUACUGCUGGGCGCACGAUCCAAACGAGCGGCCCGGAUUCCCGGAGGUGGUCGACAUGCUCGACCGGUUGCUGCAAACCGAGACGGAUUACAUCGAGCUGGAGCGGUUUCCCGAUCACAACUACUAUAAUAUGCUCAAUAUGAGUGGCGAAAAGCUGUGAGCGAAUCCGUGGACGAGGUUCGUCCAUCGGCGGAGGCGCGAUGGUUCAUACUCAAAUUCUGCUACGGCCACAUCCCGCACCCGCACUUGCACUGGGUUCAGGUGAAUGUUUGCGAUUCGAUUGUGAUAAGAGCGACAUCGCGUCCUGGACUACUCGCAACAAGGCCGUUGCACAUUAUUUAUGGUGUGUUUCGAACUGCUUCCGAUUAAGAGAAGCAACAGAAAAGCAAAUCGAACGAAACAAAAAACAAUCUGCUGCUUGUUGACGGCAAUAGGCAGCUUGCUGUAACCUGAUUUUAAGAACCCAUUUCUAUCUGUACAUAUAAUACAUUACGCUGUAGAUUCGUCGAUCUAUCCCAUUUCCUUCAGUUUGUUCUGUUUGAUGCAGAAUAAGCACGCGCGCGCGUCCUGACACCGAGUUUUUGUUGUAAGCAUUUAUGCAGUUUAAUAAAAAAAAA